AGCUAGAGACAUGCCCAGUAACCAAGUAAUAUAGGUUCAUCAAUGAUACUCCAAGCUCCAUCAAUGGUAAUCGUGGAUUCUUACUAGUAAUUGGUGAUGAUUAUUUUGGUUACGUACGGGAAAUGAUGAACUAAUAUGAUAACAGUGACUUCGUCGUCUUGGCAAAUUACGGUGUUGCUGAAAUCGUCAAUACAUGGAAAUGGUAUGGAAGACCUCAGUGGACUGCGAUACCCUUGAGUAAAGAUGACAAGUUUGCACAUGGUGGUGAAUCAGAAUCUCUCUAGAAAAACAACACAUCGGCACUGACCCCCCACCCCUCUUUUUUUGACAUGGACACCUCGUCCGCCUGGAACUAGCCAUGUGCUAAUGCUCUCCUUCUUCAGUCUAUAUAUAGUCGAGUGAGAAUCACACGAAUCAUCAUCAUCCAGGACUGAUCAAACAGAAUGAAGCAAGUGAUCGUGUUCAAGGUUCAGAUGGCAUGUGGGAAAAGCAGGGUCAAGGCUCGCACGGUGGUGGCAAAAGCUUGUGGAGUGAACUCUCUGGCAUUACAAGGAGACGACAGAAUCGUGGUCUCUGGAGAUGGGAUUGAUGCAGCCCAUUUGACAUACUGCUUGAGGAAAAAAGUUGGGCAUACUGAUAUUAUCAGCAUUAUGCUCAUGCACCAGUAAACAUGUCAAUGCUACCUACAAAUGGCCAUGUAUAUAUCAUGACCACAUCAUUCAUUAUAGUAUAUAUUUAGCUUUGAUUAACCUCUAAGUCUAUUCUCUGGGGAAGCUUUAAGAUGUUGAUACAGAAAAUCAGCAACAGUAAUUAACUUCCUGCAGCCAGUAUUUCCUUUUCUUUUCAACUAUGUAGUACUCUACUUCUAAUCAAUGAAAAGUGUAGCUUUGUUAGCAAAA
Messenger RNA from Populus trichocarpa (black cottonwood), 899 nucleotides. Its product is annotated as disease resistance protein Pik-1-like. The record is from RefSeq and is a predicted model, not a curated record. NCBI's taxonomy places the organism in Eukaryota, Viridiplantae, Streptophyta, Magnoliopsida, Malpighiales, Salicaceae. Bases 444 to 668 code for a protein of 74 amino acids. The transcript is spliced from 4 exons.